Caenorhabditis angaria is the source of this 287-nucleotide messenger RNA. NCBI's taxonomy places the organism in Eukaryota, Metazoa, Nematoda, Chromadorea, Rhabditida, Rhabditidae. The record is from the annotation of a GenBank genome assembly.
AUGUUGAAAAUAGUUUUGAUAAGUGUUGGUUUGAUAAUUGGAUUUUCAUUGGAUAUUGUUUCGAUGUUUACGAAUGGAUGGAUUUGUGUGAAUCAAUAUAUUGGAUAUACUUAUUAUGGAAUUGUUCCAUUCAGAAAUGUGGGUUUUCAUUGGAAAUUUUAGAAUAAUUUUGUGUAGUAUAAGUAUUUUAGGAUAUGCCAUUUUGGUUUCGUCUUGGAAGUGUUCUUAUGUAUUGCUCUUUUGCCUCAUAUCUCAUUCUUGCGCCACUUUUUAUUUUUGUUGUGUAA